AUCUCAUCACAUUUCUAACCUUUUUCUCAUCCUCUCUUUUCCUCUCUCUCAAAAAUAAAAUUAAAAAUAAAUACUAAUAAUAAUUAAAAAAAAAACAGCCGCCGCCGGCGCCGCCACCUGAUCGGAUCAUUUUGUAAACUGUUUUUUUUCCCCUUAUAUGGAAUGACGGAUUAUAACCACCGAAUGAAUCUGUGGAACGCAGAUGACAACAAUUCUGUGAUGGAAGCAUUCAUCAGCAGCUCCGAUAUUACGACGUCGUUUUGGGGUAACCCACUUACUCCCGGAACCACGGUACCAUCUUCGGCUUCCACGUCAGCCGUCGUGGGCGAAUCACAGCGGUUCAAUCAAGACACUUUACAACAACGUUUACAAAGCUUAAUUGACAAUUCAACUAAAUCUUGGACUUAUGCUAUUUUCUGGCAAUCUUCUGUCGUCACGGAAUACGCCAACACCCCAUCCGUUUUAGGAUGGGGUGACGGAUAUUACAAAGGUGACGUCAUGAAAACCGUCAGAGGUUCCUGUUCCGUUGAGGAACAGGAACAUAGGAAAAAGGUACUUAGGGACCUGAAUUCUUUGAUUUCGGGCUCCCAAGUAUCUGAUUCCGACGUUGUGGAUGAAGAAGUGACAGAUACUGAAUGGUUUUUUUUAAUAUCCAUGACCCAUUCUUUUGUUAUUGGUAGCGGGUUACCUGGAGAAGCGGUUUUUAAUAACCGACCCGUUUGGAUAGUAGGUCAGGAAAAGUUGUCGGUAUCUCAUUGUGAACGGGCCAGACAGGGCCAAGGUUUUGGGUUACAAACUAUAGUUUGUAUUCCGUGUGUUAAUGGGGUUGUGGAGUUAGGGUCAACGGAAAAGAUUUAUGAGAAUUUAGAGCUGGUUCAUGAGGUGAAAGAUUUGUUUAAUUUUGGUGAAAGCGGUCAGGUUUUGACCGAUGUAGAUACCUCGGAUCGGAAUUGUAAUAAUAAUAAUAAUAAUAAUUCCGAUCCGACGUCGUUGUGGUUGAAUGACCCUGUUGAUGUUGUAAGUCCUGUAGUUGAAAAUUUGAUAUCAAAACAGUUAUCGGUUGAGAACCCGAGUUCUAGUUUGUUGACUGAGAACCCGGGUUCUGUUGUUUAUAAUAAUAAUAGUAGUAGUAGUAAUCAUAAUAGUAAUAGGCAGGGAUUGAAUCGGGGUAUGUUUGGUAAUAAGGAUUUGAAUUUUUCAGACUUUGGAUGUAAGCCUGAGUCAUUAGAAAUAUUGAAUUUUGGUGAGGGGAAAAAGGGUAGUAAUGGGAAGGGGAUGUUUCCGGGUGUGGGAGGGGAAGAUAAUGGGAAGAAGAAGAAGAAAGGGCCGGUGAUACGAGGGGUUGAUGAGGACGGAAUGUUGUCGUUUGGUUCGGGUUUGAUAGUUCCGCCUUCUGAGGGCGUGAAGUCAGGUGGAGUGGUGAAUGGGGCGGAUUUUGAGCAUUCGGAUAUGGAUCCGGUGAUAGGGAGGGAAGUGGAGAGUAGGUUAGUAGUGGAGCCGGAGAAAAAGCCGAGGAAAAGAGGGAGGAAACCGGCUAAUGGACGAGAAGAGCCGUUGAAUCAUGUUGAGGCCGAAAGGCAGAGGAGGGAGAAGUUGAAUCAGAAAUUUUAUGCUCUUAGAGCGGUUGUCCCUAAUGUGUCAAAAAUGGAUAAAGCGUCGUUACUUGGAGACGCGAUUUCUUACAUAAAUGAUUUGAAAUCCAAGCUGCAAAGUGUAGAAACUGAUAGCGAGGAAAUGAAAAUGCAGCUUGAUGCAAUGAAAAAAGAGUUGCUAAACAAAGACUCGCGGCAAUCAUCCUCAUCAACAGUUUCACCACCAGAAGAUCUCAAAAGGCCCAAUUCAAUUACCCCGAAAAUAAAUGAUUUGGAGAUAGAUGUCAAGAUCAUAGGGUGGGAUGCCAUGCUUAGGAUCCAAUGUAGCAACAAAUACCACCCUGCAGCACGUCUAAUGACCGCGUUGAAAGAACUAGAUCUAGAGGUCAAUCACGCUAGCGUCUCGGUAGUUAACGACUUGAUGAUGCAACAAGCAACAGUCAAAAUGGGUAGUCGGUUUUACACUCAAGAUCAGCUUCGAUUAGCUUUGACAAACAGAAUUUCAGACCCUAGGUGAGUUGGUCAUUCAUCUUGGGUAAAUCCAUAGACUACCCAAAAUGAAGCAUGAUUUUGCUGUAACAUAGUAGUAUAGUUUUUACUUGUUGCUUAUAAGUUCUAUUUUUACUGUUGAACAUUCUUAUUUAGUAAAGUAAUUGUUGUUCUAUGGGUUA
This is a messenger RNA of Erigeron canadensis, 2263 nucleotides long. RefSeq names its product transcription factor MYC2-like. Gene Ontology annotation, biological process: regulation of DNA-templated transcription. The record is from RefSeq and is a predicted model, not a curated record. The transcript has a single exon. The coding region runs from base 163 to 2109 and encodes 648 amino acids. Gene Ontology annotation, cellular component: nucleus. Gene Ontology annotation, molecular function: protein dimerization activity; DNA-binding transcription factor activity; transcription cis-regulatory region binding. NCBI's taxonomy places the organism in Eukaryota, Viridiplantae, Streptophyta, Magnoliopsida, Asterales, Asteraceae.